Molecule: messenger RNA, 2243 nt
Organism: Hymenoscyphus albidus
Lineage: Eukaryota; Fungi; Ascomycota; Leotiomycetes; Helotiales; Helotiaceae
Source: the annotation of a GenBank genome assembly
GUGAUUCAAAGCUUCGUCACAAACAACUCGCAACAAUGGCGAGCGCCACCGACAACUUGGAUCCUGGCUUAAUUGCCAUCGCGCUGGUCGUGCGCGCCAAAGAGGGACCGCGGUUUGUCUUCCACUACCCCCCGCAUCCCUCUGGCAAGCCCAUCAAACGUGAAGCUCGAUUUGGCACCGAGCUUCACGGGGAGCGCGCCGAGAAAGUCAACGAGGAAGAAGACGAUAGCGAGGACGACGAUCUGGAAGAUGCUAUCGCAAGCAUCGAUCUGAGCGCGGAGACUGGCGGCGAUGCAAGGAAGGUACAUCACGUGGAGGCUCCCGAAGGUGACAACCAUUUCACCAACAAGAAGGGAGAGAAUGUCGCGCCUUGGGAUCAUUUGUGGGAGUUUCAUACUUCCGAUCUGGAGAGUAUCUUGACUCCGGUUCGAGCCUUUCACAAGAAGAAGUUUGAGCUGUCCUUGGAUCCAGUUCAAUUCAUCACCUAUCCCAUGCAUAUUCGCGAGAACGGCACCUGGAAGAAGAAGAAGCCAAAGAAGUCUAGGAAAGAAAAGAAGGCCGAGGAGACUGCUGAAGGCGAGGCAUCUGGCGAAAAGAAGAGCAGCUCUGACGAAGGCGAAAAUCCCGGUGGAAUGACUAUGUUCAAUGUCGUCUUCAUGCUGAACGUUUCCAAGCACGAGGAGGAUGCGCGAAUUGCGGAGAUCUAUGAGCAUAUCAUCAAGAAGUUCAACAAGGCUUUUAAUCACGCUCAAGCAUCUGACAAUUACGUUUGGAAGGAGUCGGAAAGAAUUCUGCAGAUGAAGGAGAGAGCUCGUGAAGAGCGUAAGUUUUUGAUGGUCCUAUCAUUCAGAUCGAUGCUAAUUGAAUCACAGUUCGUCCCAUGAGUUGGCUCUGGAAUGAGAUAUUGAUCAAAUCCACACUCGCUGGCGCUAUCCGAGAUAUCUUCAAUGCCGUCUCCAAGAGCAAGAUUGCCACAUUGCACCUUGCUACAGUCCCACCCAUCAACAUCUCACUUCAAAUUCCUGUCCCUUGUUUUCUCACCAGUUUCCCGAGCUCAAGAGAUAGAGCAAUGCUUGGACUCCUGCUUACAUCUGCCAAUCCCAUGGUCGACGAGGAGGGCAAUGAGGAUCCGACACACCUGAACAAGCACUUUGCACUCUUGCUUCUGGACGACGAGGAGAAGAUCAUCACAGAGAUACAAAAUGAUAACACGGAGCUUACCGCACCCCUUCUCCAGUGCAUUCGACUUUGCUCUCCUAAUCAAUCGUUUCUCCAAGUAGCACAAAACCAGAAUGUCGAGCUCAACAGUCUACUUACUCUCGCUCAACACGUCAUCUAUUGGCGCCGAGCAAUUGCAAUCCCACCCCUCCACGGCCGUGAAACAUACAUCGUCUCUCCCAACGCUGAUUUCCGUAAGCUCCCCAUGGCAAGUAUUGCAUGGAAGAAAGCUUUUCCUCUCGCGCCAGCUCUCUCCAGCUAUCUUGCCUUGUUAUCUGCUGCUCCGCGUCCAUACAAGAACUUUGCGCCUAGCAAGAACCACCGCCCAACCUAUCUUGCAAUGCUCGCCUGGGCCAUCCGCGGCGGCUGGGUCACCCAACUCCGAACCUUUGCAUGGAUCCUCGUCUGGCCAGAAAUCAUCUACGAAGUGACCUACGAGCUGAAAGCCAGCGCUGUUGAGAAAGCUAAGAACGCGCCUGGAGCCACCUCUGGCACUUCCACUUCAGGAACCGACGAGUCGAGCACGGAGAAGAAACAAGUCGAUCCCUCCGCCCCCCUCACCACCUCCCAAGCUGCCGAGAAAGCCCGUUUGGAGAGAUUGGCCACCAAAGCCCGCGGGGAUGCCCAAGAAUUCGAAAGCGAAUUCAAGAAACUCCCUGUCCCAGUGGCUACGGCUCACCCAAGCAACAACAAUGCCGCCCAUCUCAAGGACAUCUCGCCAUACAUCAUCAAGGACCCACACAAAGUAUCGCACGAGGAGUCACUUUAUAUCGCGGCGUAUGGAAAGCGAUUUGAGGAUGCGAAGCUUCGGGAGAGUUGGUUCCGCUUCUGCGGCAAGUAUUUCAAUGGAAAGGAGGCGCUGGAGAUGAUCCCGUUGCAGGAGGGCAUGAAGCGAAAGGAGGCCUGGGCUAUUAUCAUAGCUUUUCAGGAGAUGAUUAUGAUUUGCAAACACUGGUGAACAGUUGUCUUUUUUUCUUUUUCUGUAGUUGAGAUACCCAAAUCGGAUGGAAGGAAAUGAUUGCAAU